GGAUGGAGAAGGAGGAAGAAAUCCAGAAUCCAGAUUCCCAAAGUGCUGGAGAAGGGACAGUGAGAAAUGAUACCAGCUCAGACAUGACUCUUGCUGGUGACAAAGUGGCUUCUGCUGCCAUCACAGUUGCCACAGCUGCCGUGGCUGCUGUGAAAACUGUUGUCGGGAUCCAGUCGCAAAUCUUCAGCCGCUUGGCCACCCGCCGGACGUUUCUGCCCCGCGACCGCCGUGACCUACUGGAGCUUGAGCAGAUGGUGGAGAAUGCAGCGGCUGUGCGCCUCCGAGCAGUGGUGGAGUCCAGCAUUGACUCCUUGCGCGCCAUGAUGUGUUCUUGCCUCUUCCAGUCCCCAGCAGUUCUUGCUGGGCUGAUAGAUGAACUCUACAUCAUGGAGCGGGCCUUCUGGGUGCAGCCGGGCCGCUCCGAGUGGUGGGAGAAGGUGGUCCUGCCCCACUGGGAUGACCAUCUUUGGCAGGAGAACUUCAGGAUGAGUCGGCAGACUUUCAUGGAACUGUGUGACCGACUGAGGCCGGUUCUUGAGCGCCAGACGACCAACAUGCGGGCUCCCAUUACUGUUGAGAAACAGCUGGCCAUAGCCAUAUGGAAGCUGGCCACCCCAGAUAGCUACCGCUCAGUAGCAGAGUGUUUUGGCGUUGGGCGCUCCACUGUGUCCAGGAUAGUCAUGGAAGUUUGCCAAGCUCUUUAUGAUGUCUAUCACCAUGUGGUCCUUCUGACCAGGCCCCAGGAGGUGAUAAAAGGCUUUGCAGCCAAAGGUUUUCCUCACUGCAUUGGGGUGAUGGAUGCAACCCACAUCCCUAUCAUUGCUCCUGCCCACCGAGCCAUGGAAUACAUCAACAGCAGAGGGUAUUACUCUAUGGUUCUGCAGGCACUGGUGGAUCAUGAAGGCAAAUUCAUUGAUGUGUAUGCUGGGCGAUCCGGGAAAGUUCAUGAUGCCAGGAUCUUUCGCAGCUCCCCCAUCUUCCGGGCCAUGAAUCAAGGCACCUUCGGCCCUAGCACCACCAUGGACCUAGAGGGGGAGCAAGUAAAGGCGGUCAUCCUAGGAGACCUUGCCUACCCUCUUCUGCCGUGGCUGAUGACUCCUUACAGCGGCCAGUUGGACUCCCGAAAACAGCUCUUCAACAACACGCUUGGCCGCUGCCGGACAGUGGCGGAGUAUGCCUUCGAGCGGCUCAGGGGCCGCUGGAGGUGCCUGCUCUCCCGCCUCGAUGUGCGGGAACGCUACGCCCCACGGGUCAUUGUAGCCUGCUGCAUUUUGCACAACAUCUGCGAAAGCAAAGGGGAACCCCUCCAGGAAGGGUGGGAAGAGGUGGUGAGGUCUGUCUCGAGGUCUUACCAGCAGCCAGAAAGACAGCUGAUGUACAUGUCCAACCCACAUGCCCGGGAGAUCAGGGAUCUUUUCAGCGCACACAUGGAAAGGAGAGAACAGGAGAAGUAGGAUGGCAUUCAUUCUUAUUCUUCCUCCCCCGCAAAAAAACCUUGGACCAGAACCUGGGGAGGGGAUAGCAGGCCCUUCCCUGCCUCUUUUCUGAAUAAGUUGUUAUUACUAGGGUUAGAAUGAAGUUGACUUCUUCCGAAAGCAGGUAGCUGAUUUAUCUUACUCCUCCUUGGCUGAAGCAGGUGACCAAGACUGUCUUCUGCUUCCAGGUUUCCUUUGCCUUCCUGCCAAGAUUGUGCUUCUGCCUAGGGAGCAGCAACCUUAGUGCCGCACCUUCCCUAUCCAGGAUUGCUGCCUUCACAGGCACUGACUGCCCAGGUUAGCACAACAUACCCUAAGACACAAUUUAUUAAUUAGUUGUGGUUUGUAGAAUGGGCCGCACUUGGCCAGAUUAGGACAAUGCACCCAAACCAAAGAGACCAUAUUUUGGCUGAGUGUAACAUGUCAACCCAAUGUCUUGCCAGGGUUGGUUUCAGCUUUGAAGGUGGGGAGCUUUGGAAAGUGCUGUUGAAGAACUUUGACUUCCCUUUGUGGACUUAACUAGCAGCAGCCCUCUGACCAGUGCUGGAAGUUGCCUUUUGCAUUUCUCAUAGUGCCCCCAUAGAGUGUCACCCUAUGACACUGUGGUACGUUUAAAAUGGCAGCUCCCAUCAUGUGAUGCAAAUCUGAGAAUGAAUGAAUGAAUGAAUGAAUGAAUGUUGUAUUGCUCUCUCUUCCUCCCCUCCUGCCAACAUUCCCAAAAUGGUCAGCCAGGUUCCUACUGAAAGCUACUUCUAGCCUGAAGGAACCAUCUAGUCAUUGUAGCAAGGAGCCAUUGCUAAUCUUAUGUCCAUGAAUGUUUUAAGCCUACUUUAAAAUUGUGCAAGUUGGCCCCAUAUCUAUGGAGAAUGAAAUCCUUCUCUGUUACUCAAGAACAUUGCAAAGGGCUGCCACAGUUUUCUUAUUGUCAAGAAUCGGUGGUUGAGCGUAAGCACUAAAUUAAUGAACUGCAUCUUGGAAAAUUCCAUUUGCAUAUUUUUACUCAGAAGUCUUUAGGCAGUCUACUCUCUCUCUCUCUUAGCUUCAGCCUCAUCUGCAGUGUGGAGAUUGAUAACUGAUGGGUUUGACAGUCUUCUUGUUGGCAUUACAAAAUAAUUCACAUUGUAAGGUUUGAAUGCCGUAAAAUAAUGGCAGCCAUUCUGAGAGUGCCUUGGACUGCCAGA
Molecule: messenger RNA, 2656 nt
Organism: Candoia aspera
Lineage: Eukaryota; Metazoa; Chordata; Lepidosauria; Squamata; Candoiidae
Exons: 2
Coding region: 3-1454 (483 amino acids)
Source: RefSeq, a predicted model, not a curated record